AUGGUCCAUCCAUUUCCAAGAGUCGAGGCAGCAGCCAUAGACGGCCGCUUGCAUACCGUCUACCAUCGACAAGUGCAACUCGAACGACUCUGCAAGACAUUAAUUGAAAACUUCAAUGAAAUCCAACGAGCAAUCGAAACGGAUGCCGGCUUGUCUGAACAAGAAAUCGCAAUCGAAUAUCAUCAGACAUUGUCAGCUGUGAAACGGUCUUACGCUCUUCUCAAACCAAAGGAAGCGCAUGAAGGGGAGUAUCUGAUUGCUAAUGGGAGAAAUGCUCCGAAUAAUCGAGUGCCGGCCGGGAUUGUGUAUAUCGAACCGACAAUGCACACUCUCUUCUAUUCUGCGAUAGUGCCUUUGGCCGCGGCGAUGGUUGCUGGAAACUGCGUCGUUCUACUGGUAUGUAUGCUUUCCUUCCAAUCAAUUCCAAUGCCCGCAAAUAGCUAACAUGACGAAUCGAUAGCUUGAAAACAACCUCCACUCGCUUUCCAGCUUACUCCGAAGGGUCCUCUCCGCCUCUCUAGAUGCCGACGUCUUUGCCGUCGCCUCUGCGCCUGUCAAAGAUGCAGCUUUCCUCAGCAAGUCUCUCUGUGUACUCCAAAACGGCGCCGAUGGAAUUCCCAGGAUCAACCAAAUCACGACACCAGCAGCCGCACCAGUCGUAGCCGUAGUCGAUCGGACGGCAGAUCUCACCCUCGCCGCGCGUGAAUUGGUAGCAGCACGCUUCGCUUUCGGCGGCACCAGCCCUUACGCUCCCGAUAUCAUCCUCGUAAACGAAUUCCACCACAAGGAUUUCCUCGACGCGGUCGUGAGCGAGAGUUCCAGAUAUAGACCUAACGACAACAAGAAAACAACAACAUCCAAUUUCCUCGCAACAUUACCGAAAACAUCCACAAUUCGCCAGCAAGAACCGAAUCGUCCUAUUGUCGAUCUUUCUGCUCGAGAAGAUAUCCUACAAAAGAAGGCGGAAGUCCCCAUCCUCGCGAUCCACGGCAUUUCCAGUCUCGACGACGCUAUCGAUCUCCUCACCAGCAAAACGGCGGCAACAGCUCCUCUUCUCGCCGCUUACCACUUCUGCAGUCCCCGAGCAGGCAAAUAUCUCUCGCAAUUCAUCCAUGCUUCGCACACAUACAUCAACCACAUCCCUUCGGAACUCCUCGUAGGACCUGCUUUCACCACGACGGAAAGAUACCCGCUGGAAUCAUUCUCCCUGCCGAGACCUGUGCAUAUUACCGCGCCAAAGAAGGAAUCUGGAUUAGGGAAGAAGAAUGCUGUGGUUUUGAUAAAAGAGGCUACGACUCCGCUGAGGCAGUAUAAGCGCCAUCCCGGCGGAGGCAUCGGAGGCGUCGGGUUCUUUGAGCAGGGGUUCUUGAUCAAUGCUUUGCUUAUUGUUGGGAGUACGGUGACUUGUACGGGGUUGGGGGCGUUGUGGUUGUGGAGGUGGAGGUCUGUUGGUGUUUGA
Molecule: messenger RNA, 1459 nt
Organism: Lecanosticta acicola
Lineage: Eukaryota; Fungi; Ascomycota; Dothideomycetes; Mycosphaerellales; Mycosphaerellaceae
Source: the annotation of a GenBank genome assembly